Molecule: messenger RNA, 3084 nt
Organism: Siniperca chuatsi (mandarin fish)
Lineage: Eukaryota; Metazoa; Chordata; Actinopteri; Centrarchiformes; Sinipercidae
Gene: vps37a
Product: VPS37A subunit of ESCRT-I
Exons: 12
Coding region: 387-1574 (395 amino acids)
Biological process (GO): protein targeting to membrane; ubiquitin-dependent protein catabolic process via the multivesicular body sorting pathway; protein targeting to vacuole
Cellular component (GO): ESCRT I complex
Source: RefSeq, a predicted model, not a curated record
GCCUUACGUACUCUUGCUGCGUGACGUAAUACGUAAAUAAGUUGCUCAAGCUUCUGCUGCUUACUCGGAAGGUUGUUCUCUUCCUUUAGCUUUAAUUAUCUCUCUUAAUAUUAAUGACAAUGCUGCAUACAAACUCUUGGAGAUAAAAACAGAACUGACAUUUUAUACGACACAAGGAUAUGCCAUCUGACUUUGUAACGUAACUACAAAGUAAGCCCCGUGUGGCCAACAAACCGAGUCGUUAGUCAACGAGCUAACAGCGGUUAGCACCACAAAUCUCCACACCGUGUGCUGUUCAGUCUCACUUUCUCUUCCAUUCCGUCUUCAUCUGUAGUCGGCCUUUAGAUUCUGUGACCAAGUUCAGUCCGUGGUUUCGCCAGGAGAGGAUGAACUGGCUUUUCCCCCUGUCCAAAGGCUCUGGACCGCUCCCUCCUCUGAACAGCCUACAGCAACAAAGACAGCGGCAGAUCGAGUCACUCAAAGCCGCUCAUCCCAGCCUUGCAGAGAUCCAGAAGGAUGUGGAAUACAGAAUACCAUUCACAGUCAACAACUCCACAGUUAGUGUUAACAUUCUGCUGCCUCCUCAGUUCCCCCAGGAGAAGCCGGUGGUUAGUGUCUACCCCCCUGUUGGUCAUCAUUUAGUCGACAGCAAUAAUGGUACCAUGAUCACUAGCCCCCUCAUCACUAAUUUUGGGAUGCACUCAGAUCUGGGUAAGGUCAUUCAGAGUCUGCUAGACGAGUUCUGGAAGAGUCCUCCUGCCUUGAUGUCCACUGGCCCUGCUGGAUUUCCGUACAGCAUGUACAAGCCAUCAGGCAUCGCUCCUUACCCCACUCAGGCUUUCCACUAUGGUCCUCGCCAUGUGGGCCCCAGUCACACGGCGCCUGCUGGUCCAGGCCCAGCUCAGUCUCCAGCUCCCAUGCCUCACCCAGGGGUCGAUAGUGCCCAUGGGCCCCCUCGAGCUCCAGCCCCAUACGGACUGAUUUCUGACCUGCCACUGCCUGUUCCUACUGGAGACUCACAGGCUGGACUUAACGGACACAUGUACAGGAUGCCUGAGAUUCCUGAGUCUUUUCCUGAACUCUGUGACAUGAAUCUAACCCAGUUGUCGGACAUGUCUGAAAACGAGGAUGUGCUACUGGAGUUCUUCGUGAGUUUGCCACAGCUCAAACAGGUCACCAAUGAUAAAGAAGAGCUGGUUACCAAUAUAGUGGACAUGGCUAAGAAAAACCUUCAGAUGGAGCCACAGCUGGAAGGAAAAAGACAAGAAAUGCUCUACAAGUACGAACAGCUGACGCAGAUGAAGUUGGCCUUUGAGUCAAGGUUGCAGAGACAGCAUGAACUCAGUGAGAGUUGCAGUCUUAGUACUCUUCAGGCUCGGUUAAAAGUUGCAGCCCACCAGGCUGAGGAGGAGUCGGAGGAGACGGCUGAAAACUUCCUGGAGGGACGCACAGACAUUGACGAAUUCCUGACCAGAUUCAUGGAGAAGAGAACGCUUUGCCACAGCAGAAGGGCCAAAGAGGAAAAGUUGCAACAGUCCAUCAACACACAUGGACAGUAUCCUACCAGCCACUAGGUAACACAAGGAUUGGUGUUUUCUCAGCCAACUGCUGCCAACUAAAAGGAUAAAGACAUCUGAGAGGACGAAAAGCACACUGAGUCAACAAUGGGCACUUGGAAGAAAUGGGAGAAAUAGGAAGACAGUGAUUGCAGUGGUGGGCUAAAAAAAAGAAGCCCACUGUGCCCGGAGAAAAAAAAAACUGUUGAAGUUGGAUUGUGUGAGAACAAGAUGGAGAACCUAUUGAGUCACCACAAGAGGCCAAAACUGGGAGAAUGAGUGACACAUGUCUAGCUUUUCCAACCACAUUAGUAAGGAUUGCUCAUAUUGUGGAUAAUUUCUGUUGCACAUGCUGUUUUUCCAGUUUUGACUUGACAGUGAUGACAGAUUUUCCUUUCCAGAAUUUACGUCACAUUGCUCAAUAAGAGCAACACCUGCACCUGAUCAGAGUGGCUGGUGAUGUGAACACAUUUGGAAGAAAGUAUAAAUUGUUUUGGACAGUAUUCCCAAUCUUACACUUUUCCACGCAAUGAGCAAGCAAAUGUCACUAUGAAAUAAUUCUUAAAAUGCUAACGUCGGUGUCUGUACUUCCCGUCUCAGAUAUCAUUGUCAAGUCCUUGCUUUAUUAUCCUAGAAAGGUCCCAUUUGUACUGGACAGACAGAAGAACAAUCUGCAAAUCUCCUGUUUACAUUGGAAAGGUUUACAUGAAACUCAGCACUGACAGUGUCACUUCAACAAGUCAAGAUAAUCUCUCUUGAUAAGAACCAAGGACGGGGCAGUGUUGUCAGGGGACUUUUAGCUUGGGCUGUUAAAAUUUGAACUCUUCAUAUGAAUUGUCGACAGUUAAAGUUAUAAAGUUGGUGGGUUUUCAGCUUAAGUAAUGUUUUGAACGCAGCCUCAAUAUCAGUGUGUUUGCACAAACAUUAAUAAUUCGAUUAAACUUGCCAUAGUAAUACUCGGAUUCGCGUAAUGUUGUUACACCAUAACCGAGUUUAUCUACUGUACGUCAAAAUCAGUGUCAACAUAAUCCAAAUAACAAACCUGGUUACUGCUAAAAAUUUAAUUGCUGUAUUAGGUUUGUGGCAGGCUAAUAAAAUAUUUUUUGGAGGUUAAUACAAACUAUUUCAGAUAUUGACCAGUUUAACAAACAAAUUCUUUAAACUGAGGUUAUUGGAAAACAGCACUGUAAACUACAUAAACAGUUUAAUCAUACUAUUACCUUAAUUCUGUGCUUUUUACAUGAAUCGGGUUAUUUGUGUACAUGUGAACAUACUGAUGGCAAUGAGCACCAUUAUGAUAUCCCGGCUAUUUUAUGACACUAUUUGAACUUGAAAUGUUUUAUGAAGAGCCUGAGACGAUUUGGGAUAAUGUUGAGGAAUUUUAGGUUAAAUGCUGCAGUAAAGCUAUGACAUUGGAUACUGUAUUUAAAUAAUGUUAAUAAUAGGCUAUAUUGUAAUCAAAGACUCAGACACCUUGUAUUAUAUGUUCUUAUUUAAUUUGUUAGGGUAAUAAAGCAUUUAGAAUGAA